AAAAUAGUAGCAGUCUACUCUACACUGUUACGACUACAUAACACUGCAAAUAUGGAGCUUACGCUUGUUUGACUUUAGUGAAAGUGAAAAUUAGGUCAGAUGCUAUACAGUUGAAGGACUAGUCACACGGACAAAAAAACUAGCUUCAUUAGUGUACAGUUAUAUACCUGAGAAAUGUACGGUUAUUUAGAUACUUCGUCAGCUAGUGUGAGGUAGUUUUCCUUAUUCCUAAUGUAUACACUGGCGAACGACAGAGCAGGAAACAUUUCGGGAACAAAGUAAACCCCAGGUGUUUGUGACGUGAUACUCCUAUCAGCUUUGACAAGUGGCCUGAAAUAAUCACGAACGUCGGACAGGAAAUGCAUUGAUACUUAAAAGACUACAAAGGAAAUUGUGGUGAUGCCUGUAAAUCCAGUGGUAGCCCCUCUAUCCCUUGGAAAUGGAGUACAAGUAUCUUCAGCAAACCUCCCUACUAAUGUUGCAACUAAUAAACCCACUUUAACCAAAAUCUCAGCAGUUGAUGUUUGUGAUGAAGAAGCCAAAAAGCUGUCUCGUGGGAUAUCCCGUACAGCAGAAAAUGCUUGUGUAAUCUCUCAAAUUCGCAAUGAACUUUGUGUUUCACUCUCUGAAGUUGAGGAACCUAGUUCUUUAAACAGUCAAUUCAAUGCCUUAGAGACAAAUGACUGCACCUUUACUCUUCCUGAUCUGUCAACCCAAUCUGAUGAGUUCCGUGCGUUCCUUGAAAAUGAGUUGAUUGACACAUCUAUGGCUGUGUCGUUGCAAGAGGCUGUCCGUUUAAACUGGUGGACAUGUUUAGGUGAAGGCUGCGAGAAACUAUGGCCGCUGUCGACAACAGGGGACGGCAAUUGCCUUCUCCAUGCUGCGUCUCUAGGAAUGUGGGGAUUUCACGAUCGACUCCUUAUACUGAGGAAAGCACUGCACAACUUUCUGACCAUGGGGACAUUUCGUCAUGCCUUGUGGAGGAGGUGGAGGUGGCAAAACGCUCGAUCCAACCUCCAAGCGGGAUUGGACUUGCGUCUAAACGAGGAAGAAUGGCGACGAGAAUGGGAAAACAUUCUGAAGCUAGCUAGUUCUCAGCCGAGAACAUCAGGUUCAUCUACACCAAGUGCAUGCGAAACGGAAACCGAUGGUCGCGGAGAAUCCUUUAACACCUCGAGUAAAACUUACGAAUCCCUGGAAGAGAUACAUGUGUUGGCAUUAGCCCAUGUUCUCAAGCGGCCUAUUUUUGUCAUCGCGGACACUGUUUUGAAAGAUGUCAAUGGAGAGGACCUCGCACCUAUCCCAUUUGGUGGCAUCUACCUUCCGCUGGAGAUUGAGCCUAGUGAAUGCAGCCGGUCGCCUUUAAUUUUAGCCUAUGACGCUGCUCAUUUUUCAGCUUUAGUUGCCAUGGCACCUCAGAAGAAAUUCUCCCCGACCACUUGCGAACAAGUUCAUGAGCCACCUGCCGUUAUUCCUCUGGUGGACGUGGAUCGUGAAUUAUUGCCCAUCCAGUUUGAGGUGGAUCCAGGCGAAGCGUGCGUUUGGAACCGGGAUGAAUUCAAUGAGGCUGUUGUUCAACGGGUUGCCUUCACGCAUGAGGAUCGUCUUGCGUUGCUGAACCAGUUCCUUGAUUUAGUCGACAUUCCGUGUCCGGCAGUCAUUAAAAAUAGCAGCUCUAAAACUUCCAAAGUCAAAAAUGAUACCAAAGCAAAUGGAACUCUCAGUCGUCCGUCACACGACACGGAAGGAUGGAGUAGUGAUGGCGAAUUUAAUGGGGCUCGAUUUGGUCCAUCCGGGCCCAAGGCCCCUGGCAAGCAGCUACACUACAGUGUAGCUAAACAAUUUGGCAGUCUAGGGCGUUCCGUCGGUCGCAAGAUAAAGAAAAAUUUGAUUGACAACUUCACCCUGAAGCAUCCGCUACCGUCGCCAGCCCGCCUCAAUAAUGUCCAAUGGGAAUGUCCGGAUUUCAUACUGUGUGCCCGUCUGCAUACCGAGAAGCACCAUCCUUGCCUCGAGCAGAUGAUUAGCAAUUACAUGCAAUCCGCUCGUCAUAGAUUUGAACAGCAGCAGGCCGAACGUCAACGUCAAACGCUUGUCUGGCAGCGCCGGAAGCAGCAUACCUUGGCCGAAAUGGCCAUCCAAGAGGGACCUAGCCCUUGCAUUAAUCCCAACUGCUCCAUGUACGGGACUGCCCUUACCAGCUACAUGUGCACGGCCUGCUACGCAAAACAACUCGAGCAGGAAGAAGAAAGGGCCAAGAAUCUGAAAGUGGCUGCCACAAAAUCAAAUAGUUGUGGCAAUCAAAACGCUCUGUACGGAAUCGGGAAAUCCGUGUUCUAUGCCCAAUCAGACAGCCAAUCUUACGCCGAUGCCACCAACAUUCCGGCGCGCAGACCACCGAAUGGACAAAACGGGACGCUGUAUCUCUCGAAUUCUACUUUUUACGGCGACGGGAAUCCGCCCAACUCCGCAACACCUUCUCCUAAAAUCGAGGAAAAGGUUGUUUUCGAGAAGAUAAGUCCUAAUAUUUGUGAAAAGUUUAAACAGCCCAGCGUGGUGGAGCCAGUCGGGCAACAAGCAAAAGCGACCACACCAACCAUGCCGACGAUCAUUGCCAAAGUUUACGAGCGCAACGGAACCCAUAAACCAACUGAAGAACUGAUUGAUUUGAGGCUGGAUCAUCCUGAAGAACAACAAAGGCCGACACAUCCGCUUCGUCCGCCCAGACUUUUACAGCAGCCACACAAAGGGGUGGCAGGAAAUUCUCAUGUGGACAUCGAUUUACCGCGCUCUUCCGCCGUAGUUGAGAAAGUUGCACUGCAGCCUACGUCUCGACUUUUAUCUCAUUAUGAUAGCAUCCGCAAACAGUGCAAAUCAACCGGAUGCACCUCGUACGGCAUGGCGAACACCCAGUGGUUUUGCUCAGAUUGUUUCUUUAUCCGAAAGAAAGCUGCACUGGCUAGGGAGUCCAUCCUUGAAGAUCUGAAAGCGGCGCAAAUGCAAUAGUGAAAACGGAAGCAAAUAAUCUAGACUAAUUAUCCAAAAAUUUCAGCCCGACUUUGUUCAUAUAAUCGACUAUUUAUGACUACAGGGAUACCGUUCCUCCAAACCUAUUUCCUUACAAAUACCAGUACAUUUUGAAAAAAAAAAAAAUAAUUAGUAGCCAACGAUUCAACUGAUUGCCUUAUUUUUCAUGGAUAGCGUCAAGCUUUUCUCGUUAUCUCACGCUUUGAAACGAAUUUUAAACGUGAAAUUGCAAUGUCAGUGAAUUGCGGUUGUUUGUUUUGUGUGGCUUUACAAGUGGGCGGGUUCUGGUUCCAUGCAGUUGUUUAGUCUCAAAAAGAUUGGCUGAGUCACUUUUUAGUCGACACGUUCUUUUAUUGAGAAUUGUAGCUUUCUUCGAUUGGAUUUGUUCAUAGUUGUAAUAUCGAUUUUUUCAAACAAAGUUGUUUGCGUAUUAUCAAGUCCUUCUCUCUCCGCGUUUAAAAAAAUCAUUUCCGUCGCGUUUUUAUUUCUUUUCGUUCUUUGUAGCAUGCAAAUCUCUCUAAUCCGGGAUAUGAAUGUUUUCUCAUUUUUCCACAUCACUAAGAUGAUCUGUCUUGAUCAAAGAACGUCAUAUCUGGCAUUUAUUAUUUCGAUGUAGCUUAUUGAUGACUAAAUAUAUAUACGUAUAUAUAAAUGAAGUAAAGUAAAUACACAACUUGCUCAUUCA
This is a messenger RNA of Daphnia pulicaria, 3712 nucleotides long. RefSeq names its product OTU domain-containing protein 7B-like (gene trbd). Gene Ontology annotation, cellular component: nucleus; cytoplasm. The transcript has 8 exons. Gene Ontology annotation, biological process: protein K11-linked deubiquitination; protein K48-linked deubiquitination; protein deubiquitination involved in ubiquitin-dependent protein catabolic process. Bases 400 to 3006 code for a protein of 868 amino acids. NCBI's taxonomy places the organism in Eukaryota, Metazoa, Arthropoda, Branchiopoda, Diplostraca, Daphniidae. The record is from RefSeq and is a predicted model, not a curated record. Gene Ontology annotation, molecular function: K63-linked polyubiquitin modification-dependent protein binding; DNA binding; zinc ion binding.